Messenger RNA from Cantharellus anzutake, 1395 nucleotides. RefSeq lists its product as uncharacterized. The record is from RefSeq and is a predicted model, not a curated record. NCBI's taxonomy places the organism in Eukaryota, Fungi, Basidiomycota, Agaricomycetes, Cantharellales, Hydnaceae. The transcript is spliced from 5 exons. The coding region runs from base 1 to 1395 and encodes 464 amino acids.
AUGGCUCUCUCGGUGCUCAAUCUUCCAUUUUGGGAGCAAGGUGCGGGAAAUGUGAUAGAGUCUACGGAUGUAGCGCCUCUAGUUGUCGUAGAAGGCUUUCUAAGCUGGACUGCCGGCUCCGCCUUGCUCUGGGGUAAAUUCGAAACGUACUUGAAUGCACACCGCGAAAAACUUGGGAUACAUAAGAGGAGAAAACGUCGGACCCUCGAUUAUGGAGAGGAGCACGCUCGCACACACAAACAUCGUCGAUUCGGAAGAUUCCACCCAAAGGGACUCUACCCGGACUGGUCUUCUCACUUCCCUUUACAUUUUAUCGGCCAGAGUAUGGGAGGAGCAACUAUCACGACACUGAUAACUCUUCUUCGCUCCGGAUUCUUCGGCCGGCACAACUAUGCCGAUAUGGUCUUAUCUGUCACCACCCUAUCAACGCCGUUCCGAGGAACGCAGUUAGUAUAUCAUCUAGGAGAAAACAGAGAUUCCUCGUGUGAGGGAUUAUUUCCAGAUUUACACGCAGAAUCGAGGGAAAUGACUUUUGCUGAAACCCCUUUCAAUGAGCUUUGGGAACAAAUACAGCGCUCCAGUUGGACGGAGAGCAAAGAUACUGCUUCAUGGGAUUCCACUUUCCAAGCGGCUGAAGAGAGUAGUCAACUCUUUUGGUUAAACGCCAAGAAAAACCCAUCACGGACAUGGUUUCGGUCAUACGCAGCCUCUAUGACAGAGAGGGAGUCCUUGGAUACACCAUUCCACACUCCGAACAUAUCGAAGUUCUUUCCUACACCUGCUUUGUAUUUCUCAGCCAGAUUGAUUGGUCGAUUUGACUUCUCGUCUAUCUCGCCUACCCCAGCUUUCUUAUUUCCACCUAGCUCGGACCCUCCGCCUCCUUCCACACGAUACUUUACUCCCGCAUCUACUCCGUACCUAUCCCCACUUCGGUCAUCGACGCUUAUUCUCUUAUCCGACUCUGAUGAGGACGAUGACGAUGACGAACUGGGCUACACUUCAGGACCUUUGUCUUCGAGCGUACCAAACGCCCUAUCCGAGAAAUAUUACUCAAAUGAUGGUAUUGUUCCACUUUUCAGUCAAUGGCAUCCGGGUGAAUGCUCAACUUCACGAUGUAUUCACCAUUCGACGGAUAAGUCACCACCUCCAUCCCCUCCCAUUCAGAUGAAGUCCCUACUAGACGAACCUAUAACUGCCAGCACUAUUCACACCUCACAUGCACCAACAUCACUUCGCGGUGCUGAUACCAGUCUGGGACCUCAUUUCAAGCCUGGGAUCUUUCACGUGUAUCAUCUUGAAGGGUCGACGAAUCACGGAAGUGUGAUGCCAAUAUGGUUUGGAACGGAAGCAAAAACAGUUCUGGCAAGAUGUUGGCGAGUGGUUGGAACUCGUUGA